UAAUUUUUACCCCAACUGUGUGCGUUAUAUAUUUUAGAAAAUAUAGUUAUAUAUCGUUUUUAUAAUAAAUACUGAUAUGGCUUUAUUAGUUGUAAUUAAAUUCUUUUAAUACAAUUAAUAUGAUUACAUAUCUUAAAGGCCAGCAUGGUGAGAUUGAAAUUUUCAAAAAUAAAGAAAGUUCAGUCAAUGUAAAUAUGAAUUUAUAACAUUCAAGUCGUUCAGAAUUGUUCUUUGUGCUUUUUUUCUUAGCUUUUUCAAUUCUUUAAUCUGCCAUAGUUGGGUCCUUUUUCCAAAACAUCAUCUAUGUUUCAUCGGCUUUUCUCACCUCAGUUUCUUUUUCGCAUUUCAGCUUCUGUGGAAGAGGAGAUGGCCAGACAUGUCUAUUUUUGGACAGAGAGUCUGGGCUCAGGUUGUGAAAUCAGUUUCAGCUCAACCUUUGUGGUGCAAUUUCUCACACUAUUCUACAUCCUGUAACAUGAACACCAAGCCAUAACUCUCCAGACUCCAAUCACAUUAAAAACAUGUUCCCAAGAGCACACCAGAUACUCUCUGUCACCACUAGAUGGAUGCAAUGACGGUUUCAGGCUGGUCAGUGGCUCACUAUGGCAACCUCAGUACACAGUCGAGGCACAGAUCCCUGUGUAGUAUUUUAGGGAAAGAACAAAAAUUGUCAAAAUUUGGAGGUGUGUUCAAUGAACCAGGAUUAAGAUUAUUUUGUCAGAUCUACAAUGACAUCAAGUCCUCAGGAAUCUAACAGCCGAAACUUCCUACCCUUGUUUAUGGGUAAAGGCAAAAAUAUCAGCUUUGUUCUGGACUGCUCAGAGGGAAUGAGUGGCGUUUUAGGAGCGGUGAAGAAUUUAAUAAUCCAAACUUUAUUAACUAAAGCUUCACUCAGAGACUCGCUCUUCAACAUUAUCAGCUUUUCAUACAAGGCAACACCGUGGUCUUCUCGCAUGCUGCCCUGCUCUCCUGAUGUAGUCUAUGAAGCGUUGAGCUGGAUCCAUACGUUACAGACAAGUUCUGGCAGAGACUUCCACACAGCACUUGCUUUGGCAUUCUCUGACCCUGCCUGUCAUUCUGUUCAUCUGGUGACCAGUAGUGUCCCAGACAACCCUACACAAUGCCUGGCUUCACUAUCCACUAUGGUGACGCGCCCUGUGCACACCUUUUACAUAUCUGACAAGACCUCCAUCAACAGCGACACAUCAGACUUCCUGCAGUGCCUCAGCUCCACCACUAGAGGGAGCUGUUAUAUCAUGGCCCUCAAUUCAGCUGGCGGUGUUGAGGAGGUCAGUUUGUUGCAUUCAACUGAUGAUUCGAUUCAGAAGACAACAUAUGCAGAGGACACACUGCACUCAAUGGACUUCAAUCAGGUCCCAUACUACAACUGCACAAGCUGUGUCUGUUCUAUCCCAUACUGGUGUUCCCCAGUGAAUCCCUUCAGCACAGCAUCAUGCGUCUCUGCAAGGGUAAUGCAAGCAACUGAGCUUUUUCCUGGCAAACGUGUGCUGGCCAGGAGAGAGAUGGAUGGGUUUUACUACCUAGGGACAAUCAUACAUCAGGGCACAGGAAACCUUUAUAUGGUAGAAUUUGAUAAGUCUGGAAUGAAUGGAAAUACAUUUAUGGAAACGCUAAAUAUAGUUCAGCCAACCUGCCAGCCUGACAUGGUUAAUCUAGCCAUUGCACAUGGGCACAGUAUAGUACCAGGGGACACCGUUUUAGCACCAUGGGAGCCAGAAAUGAGACGAUACGGGCCUGGAAGGGUCAUCUAUGGUGUGGAGCCAAGAGAUCCAAUAAAAGGCGAUGACAGUAAUUUAGGACUCCAGGUUCUCUUCUGGAAUGGGAUGACCGUUCACAUCCCCAAAGCUCUUGCUGUAUGGAUUCCAGCCUCUCAGUAUGAGCAUAUAAUCAAAGAGCUCCAGCACUGCUCAUUCAGGCCAUGCUGCCACAGGCUUUCACACUGCAGCACAACGGCAUGUUUUGAAAUGCCAAAUCACCAGUGCAGCCAUCACAAUCUGUUCUCCAUUUCUCAAUACCACUAUCCAGUCAAGAGGUGCCAGCCAGCGUUCAUGUCACCGCCAGUACUGGCCAACCAAAGGAAAGAUGAGCUGGAGAGGAAAGUUGAUCUUCAGCUGAAAGAACUACAGACUCAAGCAUCUUCAAGCUCUGACACAGAUGACAAUGAGGAAGAUAUGGAAAAUGAAAAACAACGGUCUUCGGAGUCAGAACUAGUGAGCCGCUCAAUAAACACAGAGAUUUCUUGCCUGAGAAAGCCAUACGCUCAACCUGAGGCCAGACCAGCCUGGCAGUACUGGAAAAGAGGUUCUGCAGAACCACAUCACAUGAAGCCAGGAAGAACAGUAAAAUCUACAAAUGUCAGCCAUUCUUGGCCAAGAGACUCUGGAAAUUCUGCGAGAUCUACAGGAAAUUCAAUGAUGACCAAUCACAGCUCUUUAUUCAAGCUGGUUCCUAAUUCACCAAAACAAAGAGUCAAAAUGAGAGACAUAUUUAGCUGAACUGAAGUCAGCACAAUCUCCACUAACUGGAGCAAUCAGCAAAAGACCAACCAAACUGAUACUAAUACCACAACCAAGGAUUUUUUUUUUUUUUUUUUUUUUUUUGAGUUCUCAGUUUUGCCAGUGAGGGAUGAUAUUUUUCUGUAAACCGAAUAUCUUGGAACAUAAAAGACUAUCAUGUAAAAUUACACAGAAGUUUAUUAAUCACCAACAUCAGGGAAUAAAGUGAAAUUAAGGGCAAA
Messenger RNA from Danio rerio (zebrafish), 2758 nucleotides. NCBI's taxonomy places the organism in Eukaryota, Metazoa, Chordata, Actinopteri, Cypriniformes, Danionidae. The record is from RefSeq and is a predicted model, not a curated record.